GUCAUAUUUAUAAAAAAGUUCCGAUCUUUAUCCGUUUCUUCUUCUUCUUCGUUUCUCUUUUUCCCAACUGAUCUCUAUCUCUCUAUUAUCGAUUGGUAAUAAUGGGGAAGACCAGUUCAUUCAAGAACGAGUUUACUUUUGAGCAAAGACUAGAAGAAUCCAAUGAUAUUAUUGCCAAAUACCCAGACCGAGUCCCUGUAAUUGUUGAGAGGUAUUGCAAAACUGAUCUUCCCGAAUUGGAAAAGAAAAAAUAUCUGGUUCCUCGCGAUAUGUCUGUUGGGCAGUUCAUACAUGUACUGAGCAGCAGGCUUCGAAUGGCACCUGGAAAAGCUCUUUUUGUGUUUGUCGAGAAUACCUUGCCACAAACAGCUACUCUAAUGAACUCUGUUUAUGAAUCCUUCAAGGACGGGGAUGGAUUUCUUUACAUGUGUUACAGCAGUGAGAAAACCUUUGGUCAUGCUACCAAUUUCUAUCUGUAAUCAUUUUACUCAGACGUUUAUGUACAGUACUACAAUUAUCUAUCAUGACAUUGCUGCGCGCAUUUGGUGUA
Ricinus communis (castor bean) is the source of this 550-nucleotide messenger RNA. Its product is annotated as autophagy-related protein 8i. The coding region runs from base 102 to 479 and encodes 125 amino acids. The transcript has 5 exons. The record is from RefSeq and is a predicted model, not a curated record. Gene Ontology annotation, biological process: cellular response to nitrogen starvation. Lineage: Eukaryota; Viridiplantae; Streptophyta; Magnoliopsida; Malpighiales; Euphorbiaceae.